UGAAAUUGCGUAGAUCAAAGGAGUCACUCACGGCAAUUCGCCACUCGCCACCCGCAACGGAAGAUGGAGGAUAGAACAGGAGUGGACAAUGGACAAUGCAUCGCUGGAAGAAAAAUAACAACAAAGAAGAGCCAAAAGACCAUAGUGCGGCGACUCUCAGACCUAUAGGAUCUACAUAACGAGGCUAUGGCUCGAGCACUUUGAUUCAUUGUCAUCCUUUGGUCGAUGAAUAACAAAAUACUCCUAGCUCGCCUCCCCAUUUUGUGUUCCAAUCUUUCUUCCUUCUUCCUCACUGCAUUACCUACUGCUUGUUUGCCACCGGCACAUCCCGAUCAUCCUCGCCAUGGCAGUCGCAGCCCAGCCCACGCCCUACCUCUCAGCCGCUUCAGCAAACGCCCUCAUCUCAGACCUCCGCCCGACAACCUUCUCCGCCGCCGCCCUUACUCAUCUCAAUACGCUCCUAGACGAACUCCUCAUUGCUCUCCUUACCGCCGCCCGGUCUCUCAAUCCACUUGACCUCAGACGAGAGGCCAUUCCUUCCUUCUUUUCAGGUGACAGGGGUACAGGCGAUACUACUGGAGUGCGAGCGCUAGGCAGGAAUGCUGUGGCCGAGGCCGAAGUAGAACUGAGGAGCUGGCAAGAAGGGAGAAGCGUUUGGGGCUAUCCCCCGGACGGGAAAGGUUCCGGGACCAGAACUGGCAGGAGCUUUCCAUUACUACAGGCUGUUGAACUGAUGCGUGCCAAAUGUGUUGCUUUUUCGACCCUUGCGCCACAGGACGAGUCGGACCAAACCAAGGAGCAGCAAGCUGUUGCCGAUUGGCUAAAAGUCGGAGGUGACGCCAGUGAAGAGACUAUUGUACCGUCGGCUUUGUGGAUCACAGCCAUCAUCGAACAUGUAUGUGAGCAUAUCCUGUCAUCGGUCGCUCGCAUUGUAGCUCGAGACUCUGGAACGGCAGUCGCUGGACCUCAAGAUCUCUACACAGCACUGUGUGAAGACGAGUCUGUCUGGGGGUUUUUCAAGAGGAUGAAGGUCAAAGAUCAACUUGAAUUAACUAUUCGGUCCAGCUCUCGAUCGAAACGGUUUAAUGCUUCACGUUCUUCUCCGGACAACCGAUCACAAGGUCGUGCCUCCCCUGCACUGUCAACUGCGUCUCCAGGAGAGGACGCAUCAAUUGAUACUGCCCGCAGCACUCGAAUAGGCUCCCCAUCGCUUGAAACAAGUUCAACAGGCGGUAUCGCCGGAGGCAUUAUCCUAAAGGGUUCUACGCUUAUUAAACGUGGGCCGACCGGCUCACCCGUCACCAAGAUCCUUCAACGUGCUCAGCACGAGCGUUCAGGCAGCGCACUCAGCGCGAAUACCAGAUUUAUCCUUGGGGCCUUUCACGACACUUAUGAGCAAGAAGGAAAUCAGAGCCAAGACGAAGCGGACGGGAAGGAAGCGCAAGACGAGUUCGACAAGCUCGUCAGGAGCGGAGAAACACGCAAAGUCAGUUUAACCCCAGGCAGACUUAAGAGUUUUGAGGCUGCUAAUCGCAAGAGGGAGCCUCAUUUGGCAGAUAUUCAUAGCCCUUCAGCAGGUCAUCUCAAUGACAAGCGACGUUCUCAUUCGAUCACUCGGGUUCCGGUCCCUACAGGCCCUCUGACUCCCCCGCCCAACCUGGUCGAGCAAUCUUCAUCCCCCACUUCGGUAUCCACUCCCCCUUCCCGCCCGUCUCUUGGCUCAAGACACACUAAUGAAUCUGCCCGAAAGCUUAUCGCAAGAACGGCAAAGAUCAUUCAAGAACAAGACGAGGAGGAGGAAUUGCGAGGCGCCACAAGGUCCGAAAAAGAGAGCCUAUUCGGUCUUUUGGCGGAUGACACUUUUGUAGCUCUGGAAUCAAAGCAGACCCCCACCAAGAGGACUGUACCGGCCGUGAUACUGGGUACGCCGCCGCCUCCGCCUCCCCAACCCCCGGCGUCCGCGAGUUCCGGCAUGCGUAAAGCUGCCCUAGGACCGAUAAAUAGUCCAUCACAAACCAAGUCGCCUUCCGCUCGUGUUAAAGAAGCCUUUUACAUCACGCCAUUCGCGUCCAAUGCAAGUGAUGCAGAUGUGCCGUCUGAGGACGACGAGUUUGUUCACGUUCAGAGGAGAAACAGGACAGAAGCACAAGAGCUUGCAGAUUUUUUCAAUAGCGAACCCCCUCCAGGUUUGAUGGCAGAUGACGAGUCCCAUAUUGGGCAACCAAAAUCUUCAAAAUCCAAGGGUUUCAGAGGUUUCAUCUCGAAAGUUUCCCUUUCGUCCAAAAAGCAGGAUGACGACAAAUAUCGUCCACCGCCGGCUGUCAAGCAACAUUCUCGAACUCAAGGGCAACCCUUGUCUUCGACCAGUCUUUCGCAACCCAACUCUCAUUCCUCAACUGCCCAGGGCAAAGGGGGUCGGAUGUUGGAAGUGAGGAAGCAAAAGUCAAUGGGAAAUAUGAUGACAGGAAUGCAAUCUGUGUUCAGAAAUGAUCAGUCUGAACCUCCCCUUCCGCCAGCGCCACUUGCUGCAAUUGAAUAUUCAGCGCCAAUAUUUCAGCAACAGCAUGUGUCUCCGCCUAGAACACAGACACCUCCAAAGGUUGCACCUGUGCGCGAGCCAGCGCCAGCAUUUGGAGAAAACAUGGUUUACAGAUCCCCAGGGGCUACAUUUCAUCAGACAGUCCAGUCUCGUUUUGGAAUUGGGUCGAUGGAAAAGAUUGCCGGGCCAGACGUGACGCAUGCUUCCGUCAUUAACCCUAUUGAUCCGGUCAAUAUGUCCAGUGAAAGUCGAGUAAGGUUGUCGUCACCAAACAGGAAUGAAAAGAAGCCUCUUGUUAUCGGCAAAACAACUUCUCUCACUGCUGCCACUACCUUCCUCACUCCUUCUAAGAACCUUUCUGUAACACCCUUUGAAUCUCCAACAGUCAGUUCGCCUGCGUGCACGUUGAGUUUCACCACUGCAAACGAGGGCUCUGAUGGUGAACAUUCGCCUAUUCUGGCCAGAGCAAAACCUGAAGAUCAGCGGUCAUCUGAGUCCGACCAGCCAACACUUAUACCUGCCUCUUCUGGAGUGCCUACUGAGGAGGUUGGACCGCAAUCGGUGUCCCUUAUACCUCGGGAGCUGACAAGUGAGCCCGUCACGCCCCGAGAUGCUGUUCCGAAGCAGGAUCUUGUGCCCCUGCGUAAUCUCCUUGACCAUGCAACAUCAGCUUCAGAAUGCCGUCUGCUGUUGAAUGCAAUCCUUACACAGUUUGGUGUACCAUAUCCUGAUCUGGAGCCUGGUCAGGGUGAAGGAAAACGUGGUGGUGUAGAGAUGCCCGAAGGCAGGGUCAUAGCAUGGUUGUUGGCUGGUAGGGAAGGUCCUGUUGGCGACUAUCUCCGCCAGCCUCAAGCCGUGGUCCCUGUAUCUGUAGCAAAGGAAGACGAUAAAAAGGAUGAUACGUCAACUACCGAUCAUGACCGGCUCAUUACACCUACUCGGAUUCACUCGGCUGCCCUUCCUUCAAGAUUCCUUCCUCUUCCUCGCGGUGAGGACACUGUGCCUCCAUCGGCGACUACCACAGAAUUCACCACUGACGGGGAGAUUUCGGAAACGGUGGAAGGCCAGGUAGAGUAUGUGAAGACUGGGGAGAGGGAAGAGGCCCGUCUGGUUGAGGCAUGAAGAAUGUUGCUGGAUCAUGAAAGUUUUGGAAAUAAAAUAAUAAAAUAUCUCUAGUCGGGUUCUCUGCUGUCGCUCUUUAUCCUAUAAUGCCGCUUUCGAAUAUAGACAGAUGGUUGAAAAGGUGUUCGGCCAAAGU
Cryptococcus deneoformans JEC21 is the source of this 3797-nucleotide messenger RNA. RefSeq lists its product as hypothetical. Bases 344 to 3661 code for a protein of 1105 amino acids. The transcript is spliced from 6 exons. The record is from RefSeq and is a predicted model, not a curated record. NCBI's taxonomy places the organism in Eukaryota, Fungi, Basidiomycota, Tremellomycetes, Tremellales, Cryptococcaceae. Gene Ontology annotation, molecular function: protein heterodimerization activity.